UUGGAGCAGAUCCAGGGGGGCCACAUGGCUAGUGCAGAGAGCGCUAUAUUCUCUUCACUAUCAGAGCUGAAUUUCCAUUUUAAAAAACACAAAUUAGUCUCUUGACGUUACCAGAGGUGGCUUUUAGCGGCCCUGCACUGCAGGUGUACAUGUGCCCAAUGCCCAUGUUUAUCUGACAGGACAAUGUUGUUCAGUGAUAAUCACAAUCUGAGGGUUGCUUAUUGCAAUGGGAGCGAUAGGAGGACACCCUGGUGAGUGACACUAUUUUGUCAUCAAAAUGCUCCUUGUGCCACAGGACUAAAUACUGCCAUGGCCUGGGCUGCAACAAUACAUUACGUCCAAUUAAACAAUUCUGGCAGAACUAAUGAAUUGUGCUUUUGGGCCCUUUAGUACCUGUCAGUAAAUGAGACCCAUGGCCCUCCUCAUGUAUUAGGUGGAUCCAGCAUCCCUCCCACACCUUUCCCUUAAUCCUUAUUUUAUAACUUGGCCAGGGAAAGUGAGGAGGCUGGAGGGCUUAGGGGAAAGGAGAACGUUUCCCUGAGUAGGGAUGGUGGCCCCCAGCCCCCCUGUGGCAAUGAAGGGGUUUCCUAGAACAAGGGAGUCUGUGAGACCGAGCCAGAGGGAAACAAAGAAGAGUGGGAGACUGCUCCAGUGACAUCAUGCUCCACCAAUGUCCCGCCUACGCUAACACAGAGAGCCUCACGGAUUUAUAGAGUGUGGGGUCCGGGUCUCCUAGCAACGUCCGAACCCGGAGCGGGUCACCAGCACCAGCCGUUGUGUACUGAGCGGGACCAUGAGCUUGAACUUGCAGCCCCAGUAGCGCCACUGGGCUGAGCAGCCCCAUUAGCGCCACUGGGCUAGUGCCUCAGCUCCGCUGCCUGGGAUAGUGCAGAAGGAAGCGGCCAGUGCGGGAGCAAGGUUCCUUUGUUAUCAGUCCGGCUCACAGGCUUAACCGGUACCGCUCAGAUGUGGCAACAGGGCGAUGAGCUUUGUUUUAAGUUGCCUUUAUUGCACUGAGCAUGCGCAGAGGUUUUGCCAUUGAGCUGACUCGCUCGCUUAUAAGCCCACCUGUGUGCUCCGCUAGUUGCAGUCGGGAGUCUGGUCUGCGGCAUAGGACUUUAUUCCGCUUCCUCACAGACAUCGGCACUAGGGUACCGGGCUCCGUGCAUAGCCGGCGGGGAAUGGAAGCGGGGUUGGGUACGUUCCAUUGGCAGCACUUCGGUACCUACACAUGGAGCAGUUGGUGAGAGGCAGAUGUGGGUAGGGGGUCGGAUCAGGUUCCCUGUUCUACUAUCUGAGCCGCUAUGCAAGUCGGAUCAUCCCGAGAAUAUCUUCACUCAGGAGACAGCAACUGGGGAUCCCAUUCCCAUUGGACACAUUCUGCUUUGCACCCCAAAACCCUGCUUAACCCGGACUAUAAUGAGCCCAGCAGCGGCUCCUCAUUCUGCUGCUUCCCCUCGGUGUUUUAUGAGCAUCCUGCGGGCCUUCGGGCUCCUCUUCCUCCUACUGGGACUCUGCCAGUCUGUGGAAAACAGGUGUUCCUCCUCCAGUGCAACAACAUGUGCGAAAUGCCUGGCCCUAGGACCAGAAUGCGGAUGGUGUACUCAAGAGGAUUUCAUGAUGGAUUCCACAGAAAAUGAAAGAUGUGACACAGCUCUUAAUUUAAAAUCUAAAGGGUGCAGACAAGAUUCAAUAGAAUAUCCUACAGCCCAUGCUCAGCCUCUGAGUAGCAGGGACACGAAUAGCCAAGUCACUCCAGCAGAGGUUUCGGUGCACAUUAGACCAGGAGCAAAGGUUAACUUCAUGCUAAAAGUGCACCAUCUAAGGAAGUAUCCAUUGGAUAUUUAUUAUCUGGUUGAUAUAUCCGCUUCAAUGCACAAAAGUAUCGCACGGCUAAAUUCCGUAGGAUUUGAUCUUUCCCAGAAAAUGGCAAACUUUUCGGAUGACAUAAAAUACGGCUUUGGUUCAUUUGUGGAUAAGCCAGUCUCACCUUAUAUAAGUGUCCAUCCACAGAAGAUUAAAAAUCAGUGCAGUGUUGUAGAUCUGGUUUGCAUGCCACCCCAUGGAUACAUAAAUGUGCUGCCCUUAACGUACAAUACAACUAAAUUCAAAAAUGUUGUUGGUAAGCAGAGAAUUGCUGGGAAUAUUGAUAAUCCUGAAGGUGCAUUUGAGGCCAUGCUGCAGGCAGCUGUUUGCAAUACAGAUAUUGGCUGGCGCAAAGAAGCAAGGCAUUUGCUCAUUUUGAUGACAGACCAAACCUCUCACUUAGCACUUGAUAGCAAAUUGGCAGGGAUAGUCACUCCUAAUGAUGGCAGUUGCCACCUUAAAGACAAUGUUUACAUCAGGUCAUCGGAUAUGGAGUAUCCAUCCUUGGGUCUUCUUGGAGAAAAAUUAACAGAAAACCAUAUAAGUGGAGUUUUUGCUGUGCAAGGACCUCAGUUUAAUUGGUAUAAGGAUCUGUUACCAUUAAUUCCUGGGACUACUGCAAGACAGUUGGACCCAUUUGCAUCAAACAUGAAAAACUUGGUGUUUGAUGCCUAUAAGAUGCUUCUUUCAGAAGUGAAAAUUGAAGUGGAUAAUCCUAUUAAAGGGAUUCAUGUUCAUGUUACUGCUAUAUGUCCCGAUGGGACGAGACGCUCGGGGAAAGAAGGAUGUCAGAAUGUUAAAGCCAAUGAAAAGGUGUUUUUCAAUGUAACCCUUACAAUGGACAGUUGUGAUGUACAUAAUGGACGUGACUACAUUGUACUUAGACCCCUUGGUUUCAAUGAAACUGCUAUAAUAAAGGUACACAGAGACUGUACUUGUCAGUGUAACAGUGUAUCACAGGCCAAAGGAAAGUGUGUGACGGAUGAUUCUACAGACUGUCAGACAACUCCAUGUAAAGAAGAAAUCUGCAGCUCCGAUGAGUUGGACUCUGCGUCUGAAAGCUGCAGGGCUUCCCCAUCUCAGCCAGUCUGCAGCGGCCGGGGCGUUUGCUUGUGCGGGAAAUGCUUUUGCCAGAAAACUAAAUUGGGAGCAAUAUAUGGGAAAUACUGUGAAAAGGACACCUUCUCUUGCCCUUACCAUCAUGGUAAACUGUGUUCUGGUAACGGAGAUUGUGAAGAUGGGAAAUGCAGAUGCUUUAAUGGCUGGGAAAGUGACCGCUGCCAUUGUGCUUCCUCGCUCAGAAAACACUGUAUGAAUUCAAAAGGCCUGGUGUGCAGCGGCAGAGGGGUGUGCCAGUGUGGGAAAUGCGAGUGCACUGAUGCCAAAAGCUUUGGCCCUCUGUGUCAAUACUGCACAGAUAACUGGAAUUGUGAACACUUCCAAGGCUCCGCUAAUGUUUCUGAACCUGAAGGGAACCUGUAUGAAACUGCAUGCGCUUUGCUGGUUUAUUACAUUGAUCAGACUUCAGAAUGCUUCUCAGAUCCUCGGAUCCUCACCCUUUUUUUCAUUAUUUCUAUCGUCACAUUUCUUCUGGGAAUUCUUACUGUGCUUCUAACUAGACAUAUUAUUCUGCACCACCAUAAAACCAGAGACAGGUCUACCCCCAGUUACAGGACUCCUACAAACAAAAAAGAUAAAAGUGUGUUGCACAAUGUGUAUACCCGUACAGUAACAUACACACGUGAAAAACCAGAGGACAUCAAUAUAGACAUCAGAAAAAUGGAAGCCCCUGAAACAAUCAAGUGUAACUUCUGAAGAACUGCGUUCACACAGUAAAGUUUCACUACAUUGGUUCCAGUAUGUCGGCUGCCAGUAUUGCCACUGACAUAUAACAACAAU
This is a messenger RNA of Xenopus tropicalis (tropical clawed frog), 3765 nucleotides long. It is a transcript of the gene itgb8, whose product is annotated as integrin subunit beta 8. Gene Ontology annotation, cellular component: plasma membrane. The record is from RefSeq and is a predicted model, not a curated record. NCBI's taxonomy places the organism in Eukaryota, Metazoa, Chordata, Amphibia, Anura, Pipidae. Gene Ontology annotation, biological process: cell surface receptor signaling pathway. Bases 1255 to 3681 code for a protein of 808 amino acids. The transcript is spliced from 14 exons.